Messenger RNA from Brachypodium distachyon (stiff brome), 677 nucleotides. RefSeq lists its product as uncharacterized. Bases 101 to 475 code for a protein of 124 amino acids. NCBI's taxonomy places the organism in Eukaryota, Viridiplantae, Streptophyta, Magnoliopsida, Poales, Poaceae. Gene Ontology annotation, biological process: photosynthesis. The record is from RefSeq and is a predicted model, not a curated record. Gene Ontology annotation, cellular component: photosystem II; membrane. The transcript has a single exon.
ACAUUAACCUUCUCCCCAAGCCAAACCAUCACGUCCCCCACAAACAUCUGCUCCUCCGCGCGCGCGCCAGCAAGACAAUCCCUCUUCUUCUUCUAACGCCAUGGCCACCACCGCGUCUCUGUCGGCCGUCGCGGCGCCCCUGGCCGUGCCCCGCGGGCUGAGCAAGGCUUCUCUCGGGUCAGCGACGUUCCGGCCUCUGCAGGCGAGGCCUGGGGCCGCGAGGAGGAUGUCGGCGGUCGUGAGGGCGUCGUCGUCGUCGGGGGCGACGGCGCAGGAGAAGCUGACGGCGGGGCUGGCGGCGGCGGCGGUGGCGGCGGCGCUGGUGCUUCCCGAGGUGGCGGAGGCGGCGAGCCCGGGGCUGUCGCCGUCGCUCAAGAACUUCCUGCUCAGCAUCGUCUCUGGCGGGGUCGUCUUCGCGGGCAUCCUUGGCGCCGUCGUCGCCGUCUCCAACUUCGACCCCGUCAAGCGGACCUGAUCGUGCUAAAUUCCGGUCCGACGCCCCGGGGCUCGCUCGAUUUGUAAUCUCUCUUUGCUCUGCGUUCUCAUUCCGAGACGUCGACCGUGUAUGUAGAAGAGAUAUAUCCAUUGUUAUGGUAUAUUAAUGGAGUUCUGGUUAAUGGUUGUGUGUACUCUGCUCCUCUGCUGUUUAAUUUGAUUGAAAAAACAAACAAACUUGA